AUGCACAGACUAUCACAACUAGCUACACAAACAACCGCGGCCACCAUCACCGCAGGUCAUCCUCUUGAUCCUCUCUCUCCCUCCGAAAUCGAACAUGCCGCUUCCAUCGUCAAAUCGCAGAUGCGAGACUCGUCUCCGUACCGGUUCAAUCUCAUCACGCUGAUCGAGCCGCCCAAGGCCGAGCUUCUUGCGUGGGAGGCGUCGCCUUCCUCGGUGGCCAAACCUCCUCGACGAGCGGAGGUCGUACUCGUUGUGAGAGGCAAGAAGGGCGUCACCGAGGGCCGGGUCUGUCUCACCGGCUCAAAGGUGCUUUCGUGGUCCGAAAUUGAGGGCGUCCAGCCUAUUCUUACCGUUGACGACCUCCAAAAGGUCGAGGAAAUUGUGCGACAGGACCCCGAAGUCAUCAAGCAGUGCAAACUCAUUGGAGUUGACAACAUGUCCCAGGUGUACUGUGAUCCCUGGACUAUUGGCUAUGACGAAAGAUGGGGUGCCGAACGACGUCUACAGCAGGCGUUCCUCUACUUCCGAGCCCACCAGGACGACUCCCAGUACUCCCAUCCUCUUGACUUCACUCCAAUCUACGACGCCACGGAGCAGAAAGUCAUCUUUAUUGAUAUUCCUCCCGUUCGUCGACCUCUCUCCAAGCUUAAGAAUUCCAACUUCAACCCUCAGGAUAUCUCCAAGACUACCGGUUACAGAGACGUGAAGCCCAUCGACGUGUCUCAGCCCGAAGGAGUCAACUUCAAGAUGACCGGUCGAAUCAUGGAGUGGCAGGGAUUCCGAUUUCACGUGGGAUUCAACUACAGAGAGGGAAUUGUGCUGUCUCAGAUCUCUUUCAACGACCAUGGUAACCAGCGAAACAUGUUCCAUCGUCUCUCUCUCGUUGAAAUGGUUGUUCCCUACGGAAACCCCGAGCACCCUCACCAGCGAAAGCACGCCUUUGAUCUGGGAGAGUACGGAGCCGGUCUCAUGACCAAUCCUCUUUCCCUCGGAUGUGAUUGCAAGGGAGUCAUUCACUACCUUGAUGCGCACUUUUCCGACGCCGAAGGAAAGCCUCUCACUGUUCCCAACGCUGUGUGUAUCCACGAGGAGGACAAUGGUCUGCUUUUCAAGCACUCUGACUUCCGAGACGAGUUCCAGACUUCGAUCGUCACUCGAGCUACCAAGCUCAUUUUGUCGCAGAUUUUCACCGCCGCAAACUACGAAUACUGCGUCUACUGGAUUUUCCACCAGGACGGUACCAUCCAGCUGGAGAUUAAGCUCACCGGCAUCCUCAACACUUUCCCCUGCAAUCCCGGAGAAGAUUUGCAUGGCUGGGGCACAGAGGUGUACCCUGGUACCAACGCCCACAACCAUCAGCAUCUCUUUUCUCUGCGAAUCCAUCCUGCCAUUGAUUCCCAGCUGCAUCCAGGUAAUUCUGUGGCAAUGGUGGACGCUGAGCGGUCACCCUUCCCGCCUGGACACCCAGAAAACCUGCACGGCAAUGGUUUCCGGCCCAAGCGAACGGUCUUCAACAACCCGAUCGAGGCUAUGACGGAUUAUGAUGGUAAUACAUCGCGAACUUGGGACUUUUUCAACCCGAAGUCCAUCAACCAGUACUCCAAGAAGCCCGCUUCUUACAAGCUGGUGUCUCGUGAGUGCCCUCCUCUGCUUCCUCAGCCUGGUGGACUGGUUUGGAACCGAGCUGGUUUUGCACGACACCAUAUGCAUGUUGUUCCGUAUGUGGACGGCCAGCUGUACCCUGCUGGACGGUUUGUUUGCCAGACAAGUGGAAAGCCCUCAAGGGGUCUCCCCGAGUGGAUUGAGCAGUGCGGAGAGAAGGCCAAUAUCAACGAUACCGAUGUUGUUGCCUAUCACACUUUUGGUCUGACCCAUUUCCCUGCUCCCGAGGACUUCCCUUUGAUGCCUGCCGAGCCCAUGACUCUACUUUUGCGACCCAGAAACUUCUUCCUGCAGAACCCGGCUUUGGACGUGCCUCCUUCGCAUGCUCGAACCACCACAGAGGCCCAGGCUGCUUCCGGUGCUAAGGUUGUCUCUCUUACCGACAAGGUGUCGCAGCUGGCUUUCAAUAAGUCGUGCUGUUCCAAGUAG
Messenger RNA from Yarrowia lipolytica CLIB122, 2091 nucleotides. RefSeq lists its product as uncharacterized. Gene Ontology annotation, biological process: amine metabolic process. NCBI's taxonomy places the organism in Eukaryota, Fungi, Ascomycota, Dipodascomycetes, Dipodascales. Gene Ontology annotation, molecular function: copper ion binding; primary methylamine oxidase activity; quinone binding. The record is from RefSeq and is a predicted model, not a curated record.